Spea bombifrons (plains spadefoot toad) is the source of this 632-nucleotide messenger RNA. It is a transcript of the gene G0S2, whose product is annotated as G0/G1 switch 2. NCBI's taxonomy places the organism in Eukaryota, Metazoa, Chordata, Amphibia, Anura, Pelobatidae. The coding region runs from base 44 to 349 and encodes 101 amino acids. The record is from RefSeq and is a predicted model, not a curated record. The transcript has a single exon.
UCUUUCUUUUGGCAGUGUGCACCCUUGACUCCAUAUCAGCAGCAUGGAAACCAUCCAAGAGCUAAUUCCCUUUGCCAAAGAGAUGCUCAGCCAGAAACCCAACAGGAAAAUGGUGAAAAUCUACGUGUUGGGCAGCGUGCUGGCCUUUUUUGGGGUGGUCAUCGGACUGGUCGAAACGGUGUGCAGCCCAUUUGCGGGUCGCGAUAAUGAAGAGGAAGAACAGAGGAGGUCUCCGGCCCCUCUGCCAGCACCAGUUCCCGUGCCAAAAAAGGAAGAAGUUAUUCUGGAGAAAAGCAAACCACAGGCUCUUGGGGCAAGAAGUGUGGCUAACAGGGGACAUGCAUCAUAGUCACUUGGACUUUGAAAAUAGACUUGAGAACUGCAGAGUGUGAUUUGCAUUGCAUGUGAAGAGAAUGCAAGAGAUUACCCAUGUAUGUGGCUGUGUAAAGGUGUUCCAGUGUUCUGGACUGAUGUCUACUUAUUGCUGCUGUGCAGCAGUGCAAAUACUCCUGGGUUAUACCCAUGCGAUGGUACGAUGUGUGCCAGUCAACCAUAUUAACCCAAAAGAUUUUAUAACGCAAAUACCUAUAUUUUAUGCAUUUUAAAUAAAUAUUUUAUUUUAUUAUACAAAA